GACGACUCCCCGAACCCGGCGAACACAAUGGGAAGCGUGUGGAAGCGGUUGCAGCGCGUCAACAAGCGGGCGGCCAAGUUUUCCUUUACCGUGUCCUACCAUGAGCUGUUCAUGGAGACGACCGCCAAAUGGCGCCCCAACAAAUUGCAUGUCGUGUGGACACGCCGUUCGCGCCGCGUCCAUUCGAGCGCAUUGGAAUGGCAACCGGAUCUAAUCAACCCGCUCAGCAGCACCAUGUCCUGGCCGAUGCCGGACAACCACACGAUCGCCGUAACGCUCUUCAAAGACAUCCGGACGCACGAGCUGGAGGAUAAGGAUUGGACGUUCGUGCUGGAGGAUGUAUCGCAGCUUGGGAAGAAGAGAGCACUCGCAUCGGCCACCAUCAACAUGCGCAAGUACGCCAGUAUUGAGUCAACCCAGCAAACGUUCACACUGCGAUUGCGCCCAGUUUCGAAGAAAAUACUAGCGGCCAACUUGGAACUAACGCUCAGUUGUGUGUUUCUUCGCGAGGGGAAAGCGACCGAUGAGGACAUGCAGAGCAUCAUCUCGCUAAUGUCGGUGAACAAUGUUUCCGACAUUGCACCGCUCGACGAUCUCGAGGACAUUCCGGACCUGGAGAAUUCGAUCGACUUUUCCGAGAACAUGUCAGAGCUUACAAAUCAACUCGAGCAACUGACGACGAGUCUAAACAGCUCGGAACUACUAACACCGAUGAGCGGUGUACCAUCGUUGCUUUCCGACGAUCAAACACCGAUCGUAUGUGGAUCACGCGAAAUGUUCCUGGAUAUGUUGCAAGACCGAGAGGACGAAGCAAAACGAGAAUUGGACGAGAAUGAAAACAAGCACUCACUACACCGACCGAAAGAGGAGGGAAGUGGUGAGUUGGGUGCACAAACAUCAUCGUCUCCUAGUCAAAAGGAAACCGAAGCGAGCCACAGCAUCCCCGAAACGGUACGUGCGUUAGCAGAGCGGGAAGAUGAAGAGGAGGACCAGCUAGACAAACAACUGGACGCGCUGGGAGUUUUAGAAGAUGAAGAGGAUAAUGACGAUGCUUCCGGACGUUCUACGCCGAUCGUCGCGGCAUCACAUCGUUUGCCAACACCGGAACCAAUUGCAAUACAAACGGAGAAGAAAUCGUCUUCACCCGAGCCACCGAAAGCUUCACCCUACGAUGGUAAAUCGUUCAACAGCAGUCGAUCGGAUCUUAAACCGCUUAACUUAGUCAAGAGCUACGAUAAUGAACCGACUGAAGUGGACAAGCACAGCACAACCGCAUCCGAACGGGAAGCGGAAGAAACUGCGGAUGUAUCGUUGGUUCCACCGAUACGGACGGUACCGUUGCCACUAUCGGCCGGUGGAGAACUGUUGAAACCGCUUGGAACGUUGAAGGAUAGUACACCUGGGCAGGAUUUGCUCGAAUGGUGCAAAGAGGUGACGAAAAACUACAAUGGCGUAAAGGUGACAAAUUUGACCACGAGUUGGCGCAACGGGAUGGCGUUCUGUGCGGUGAUACAUCAUUUUUAUCCUAAUCUUAUUGACAUGACUAAACUGUCCCCUGGAAAUGUGAUCGAAAACUGUCGUACGGCGUUCGAUGCGGCGGAGAAGCUUGGCAUUCCGAGAGUGAUUGAACCGCGUGACAUGAAUUUGCUUGCCGUGCCGGAUAAGCUGGCCGUUAUGACGUACCUUUAUCAGCUGCGUGCACACUUUACCGGCCAUCAGCUAGAAGUUCAAUCUAUCGGUGAAACAACGGACGAUUCCAGCUACGUGAUUGGUAACUACAAAUCCGACAAACUGUGUAAAAAUCUGCUCAACCUAACCGAUAUCAUCACGCCCAAUAAUGACGAUCCGUUGGGAACCAAGCCAUCCGUCGAUUCGAAGGCAGCCCUGCUGGCCAACUCCAAGCACUUGCUGGGACGCGUACUAUCCCCUACCAAAGAUAAGCUGCCCAACUUUCCCUUUAGCCUGCUGGACGGGCCACUCGGUCCGGGUCAUGUGGUCAGCAAUGGGCCCAGCACCGACGAGCAUAGUAACGGUAGUAAGCCAACGAAUGGUUUAGCGGGUGGCCAUCAUCAAAGCAGUGUAGAUAGUACCAAUUCUUCUACCACAGUGAAUGAGGAAGAAAGUGCGGAAAAUCGAAACGUUGCUACAACGGUUGAUAGCGGCAUCAGUACAACGACUGUGAAUGGAAAUAGCGCUAGUCCCAAGGAAGAAGAUGACGGUAGAACUGACACUAGCACCGCACAGGAUGAUGGAACGUCCUCCUCGGAUGCCCAAAGACGUGCCCAAAUGGAAAGCAAAUUACAACAGGCUGGUGGUGAUGAUGAAGAAAUUCAAACGUUGCCUCAAACGUUGGACAUAAAUAAGGCGAACAAAUUGAUUUUACGGCACAAAGAAAUGAGUGAACGGGCCAAACUCAUGAUAGAACGGCUUAGAUCAUCGCACGUAGAUAGCAAAGGUGACAAGGAUGCAGCCGAACGACAGGCCCGACUACGUGAGGAGGCCCGGAAAUUAAUUGCCGGAGCAAAGCUAAAACUGUCCGGACUCGAUUCGCCAUCCUCCCCGACGAAGCUGUUUCCCUCGUCCGGUAGUCGUCAGGGGGCUCCACUUUCUCCGGAUCGAGCCAUCUCACCCAUCAACAAUGGUUCCGAGUUUAUCUUUCCCACCGGUCAUCAUCACACUCACAGAAAGGAUGUGUUUUCACCCGGCCAGCAGGAUGGAACAAACGGGAAGGAUAGUAAUGGUCACAACUACAAGUCGACGGACUCGAAUCAUCAUUUACUGAAGCGUGGUACACCGUCGCCGAGCAAGUUGAUAGAGUUUAUGGGACCAAAGAGUGAGGAUGAUGGUGGACAGGUGGAACGUGUAAACUACAUUCAAAGUGAGCUUAACAAAUUGGAACGCGAGCAGGAAGCUAUCGAUCUGAAAGCAAAUGCUCUCGAAAAGAAACUACGCGCUGUGAUGGGUGGAACGAUGACAAACGUUUCCGAAACCGAAGACCAACUGAUGUCACAAUGGUUCACGCUGGUAAACAAAAAGAACGCACUACUUAGGCGGCAAAUGCAGCUUAAUCUACUUGAACAAGAGAAUGAUCUUGAGAAAAAGUACGAAAUGCUUAACAUGGAGCUGCGAGCAGCCCUCUCGAUCGAGGACUGGCAAAAGACGGAAGAGCAGCGCGAGAAGGAAGCACUACUGCUGACGGAAUUGGUGGCAAUCGUCGACAAGCGGAAUGAGUUGGUGCAGAACUUGCACAGUCAGGAACAAGCCAUUGAAGAUGACGAUGAAAUUGAAAGAAAGCUAGAAACGGUAGAUAUUAACCAAAAGGACGAAAAGUGUAUCAUCCAGUGA
Anopheles maculipalpis is the source of this 3345-nucleotide messenger RNA. RefSeq names its product EH domain-binding protein 1 (gene Ehbp1). Bases 28 to 3345 code for a protein of 1105 amino acids. The record is from RefSeq and is a predicted model, not a curated record. Gene Ontology annotation, molecular function: protein binding. Lineage: Eukaryota; Metazoa; Arthropoda; Insecta; Diptera; Culicidae. The transcript has 10 exons.